UUCAGCUAGUUAGCCUGACAUGUCUGGUGUAGAAAUGCUUUUCCAGCGCAGCGCGGCGUUCAUGCAGCUAAAAAAAACUACUGGCGUCUAGCUAGACACGACCGUGGACAUUUUUACCCCCCAUUUUUAUCUACCUCGUUCGAGGCGUUGCGGCGUAAAUAAUAUUUUUGAGGAAAGGAGAGAGGAGAAGAGGAGGUGACCAUCAGGGGCGGUCAGGUCCACAGAAGCAUCAGAGUCUGUGAAGUUCUCAGCUUUGAUGCAGAACAGUCCACCUAGUGCAAGAUGACUGAAGAGGUGAUCGUCAUCGCCAAAUUUGACUACAUGGCCCAGCAGGACCAGGAGCUGGACAUCAAGAAAAACGAACGUCUGUGGCUGCUUGAUGACUCCAAGUCCUGGUGGAGGGUCCGAAAUGCCACCAACAAAACUGGCUUUGUGCCAUCCAACUAUGUGGAGAGGAAAAACAGCGCCAGGAAAGGUUCUAUUGUCAAGAAUCUCAAAGACACACUCGGAAUCGGGAAGGUGAAAGGCAGGAAGGGAGGGAUGAGAGACACGGCUUCCAACGCUGACACAGACCUGAGUACAGACAACGGCGAGCGGCUGUACGACCUCAACCUGCCCGCCCUGGUGAAGUUCAGCUACACGGCGGAGCGGGAGGACGAGCUGUCCCUGGUGAAGGGCACGCGGGUGGUGGUGAUGGAGAAGUGCAGCGACGGCUGGUGGCGCGGCAGCUACAACGGACACUCUGGCUGGUUUCCCUCCAACUACGUGACGGAGGACGUGGACGGGACGGCGGGGGGAGGAGGCGGCAUGGGCGGCCUGGGAGACCCGGCCGGAUCGCUGACGGAGAAGCUGGUCGCCGUGGUGAACAGCACCACCAACGGGAACCGGGUGCUGCACACGGUGCAGGCGCUCUACCCUUUCAGCUCAGGCAACGACGAGGAACUAAACUUUGAACGAGGCGAGGUGAUGGAGGUGGUGGAGAAGCCGGAGAACGACCCGGAAUGGUGGAAGUGCCGCAAAGCGGACGGACAGCUGGGCUUGGUGCCUAAGAACUACGUCACCGUGCUGGAUUCUAGCUCCUACAGACCCACGGCGGGGCCUCCCACGCCUGACUGCGACUACAUCUCGCCCUCGGCCAGCGGGCGCUUCGCAGGAAAGGAGUGGUACUACGGGAAAGUGACGCGCCAUCAGGCAGAAGUGGCCCUCAAUCAGAGAGGCUCGGAGGGAGACUUCCUCAUCCGAGACAGCGAAUCCUCGCCUAACGACUUCUCGAUCUCCCUGAAGGCGCAGAGCAAGAACAAGCAUUUCAAAGUGCAGCUGAAGGAAAACCUUUACUGCAUUGGACAGCGCAAGUUCAACUCUAUGGAAGAGCUUGUUGAGCACUACAAAAAGGCCCCCAUCUUCACCAGUGAGCAGGGAGACAAACUGUACCUGGUCAAGGCCCUGGCCGCCUCCUGAUCCACCGUUCUCUCUCUCACACACACACACACACACACACACACACACCAACUCACACACCUACAUAAUGAUAGCAUCCAGAAAUGCAUAUACUUACACCAGAACACACACUAACAUUUCAGCUUCAAGCCUGACGACUCAACAGAUCAUCAGGACUUAAAAAGCCUCUUUGAGCAUUCCAAGAGGAGGUAUGGAAAAAGCAUGGGAGAGACAUGAAGGGUGGGGGGGAAACGAGAGACUAUGAACCCCUGAGAGUUGACUACAGGCCUCUUGGUCGCCUAUUUUAAAUUAUCCAGAUGUGCUAGAUCAUAGGCAAUGCCAUGUAUUUCAACCUCUGUUAGGUUUGCAUUAGAUUUCUUUUUUUUUUUUUUCUUUUUUAAUUUGUUGAUAAUAUAUAAUCUUUUUAACUGUUUCUUUUAAAAUGUGAUCAUUUUUUUGUUUUUUUUUAAAACUGUACACAACAUACCAGAACCACGUGGCUUAGGCGUUUUCAGAUGUUAGCACAUCCGGACCCGUGCCUGCACGUCUACUCUUCAGUUCAUUUGUGUCGUCUUGUCUUAAAGCAUUUUUUUUUCAUGGUUGUGGACGCGCUAAUCCACAACUUAUGCUUAUCAUGAAUAAAAACUAAGUGACCAAACUA
Molecule: messenger RNA, 2098 nt
Organism: Cololabis saira (Pacific saury)
Lineage: Eukaryota; Metazoa; Chordata; Actinopteri; Beloniformes; Belonidae
Gene: nck1b
Product: NCK adaptor protein 1b
Exons: 5
Coding region: 283-1458 (391 amino acids)
Biological process (GO): negative regulation of endoplasmic reticulum stress-induced eIF2 alpha phosphorylation; positive regulation of translation in response to endoplasmic reticulum stress; negative regulation of PERK-mediated unfolded protein response
Molecular function (GO): ephrin receptor binding
Source: RefSeq, a predicted model, not a curated record